Molecule: messenger RNA, 2968 nt
Organism: Nelumbo nucifera (sacred lotus)
Lineage: Eukaryota; Viridiplantae; Streptophyta; Magnoliopsida; Proteales; Nelumbonaceae
Source: RefSeq, a predicted model, not a curated record
AAAUGUUUGUCGGUUAUUAGAAAAUUGAUGCAUUUUAGCACAGCAGAUAUGAUUCAGUCUUUACUAAGUGUAACAAACAUAUCAAGGAGCUUGUGCUUCAUCACCAUCUACAUCUACACCUUCUUCCACUCGUCGCCAUUCCACCAGAUCCAGAUCAUUGGUGACUACUGGAGGUGCAUCUAGGAAGGACCAGGCUCAAGAUAGUAAUACAAGCUCUUCAAAAGGAAAGGGCAAGGCUGUUCUGAAAUCUGCUCCAGAUGAGACAAGAUGACCUCAAACAAGAAAUGCUGCAUUCAGAAGAGCAGCUUCAGACAAAGAUGCCCAAAUGAAACCUGCCCAUGAGGACUCUAGGUCUGAGUAAUACUCACUGGUUGCACAACUGAACUGAAAGACGCCAUCGUUGCCAGCAUUUCAAGAGGAAAGCUGGUUUCCUACGGUGCUCUCUCCGCCAACAGGAUCCCAUGCCCACCUCGUUCCGGGAGGUCACUACACUCAUAACUGCUAGAAGGCUAGAGGCCCUGUCCAUCCACACAUCAGAGGGUGAUCUUGCUGCGGCCAGCACCUCUGGCGCUCGACAACGACACACACCGACUGACCAUGAUUAAUGGCGAUCGGCGAUGGCGACUUUGCAGCGGCAACCAGUGUUUUUUGCAAUUUGUAGCACUUCCAGGCUUUGCGGUAGGCGAGUUUGCAGCGACGGCGAGUUUGCAGUGGCAGCCAGCAUUUUUUGCAAUUUGUAGCACUUCCAGGCUUUGUGGCAGGCGAGUUUGCAGCGGCGGCCGACUUGCAACAACAGGCAGUUCUAAAGAUUUGGAGAUUGAUUGCGAGUGUUUUUGACACCUAGGAGCAGUUCUAAAGAAAUUCUCAGAAAUUGAAGAAAAAACAAAGUUUUGAACUUUUUGCUUGGUUGAAGCUUAGGGAGCAGCAUUUGGCAUGGUGCUUAGGUACAAAUUAAUGUAAUUUUUUUGAUCAAUUAGGUAAAAUUAAUAUAUAUUGAAGUCUUUUACAGAUCAAUCUUACACUACAAGAAAAUCGGCCAAAGGCGGCGGUCUUAAGGACUGCCGCUAGAGUGACAUCUCAGGAGGCGGUCUUCCAAAGACCGCUACCUACAUCGAUUUUAGAAGCUAAGGCGGUGGUCCAUAAGUAUAUGUCCGGCAGAUUUUACAAGAGACCAAAUUUAAACCGGUCUAAUAGACUGUAUGGGAAAAACGCGCGCGAGAGCCAAAAAUCUUCAUUCUCCGUUCAACAAGACAAAGGUUCUUUGCAAAGAGAACCUUGAAGAGAAAUUUUGAAGAAGACCACACACUCUUUCUUCACAAGCAAGAAAAAUAGGAGAGGAGAAUCAUUGUUCAUAGAAAAGUUGGACAAGAAAUCUAGGGUUACAAGUGUUCGUUGAGAAGGGGACAGCUACUUUGUGCGGCUGAAGGGGAAAUUUCUGGGCGAUAUCCAAAACGUGAACCUUGUUCGUUUGAGCAGAGAAGCAUGAAUAAGACCUCUCUGUCAACUUAUCUCUCUAAGAAAGGACACAGUAGAUCAGUUUCAAGAAGCAGGAAGAGCACCACUGUGAGGGCAUCAGCAUCUUAGGACUCUACUGAGUCAGCUGCUCUGAUUGCGCCUCUUCAGUUGGAGUCUCCUGUUGGGUAGUUCCUGGCUCAGAUUCUAAGAAGCCACCCUCAUCUGGUGCCUGCUGCUGUGGACCAACAGCUCGAACAACUUCAGACUGCUCGCGAUGCUGAGAAACAAAAGGAGUCUGCUUCUUCAGGGACCGACCUUGUCUCGUACAGGGUAAUGCUUAGUAGAAAAUUUUAUAGACCGAUUAAGAACAAGUUGUGUAGGCUUCAAGUGAGAAACUAAUUGACUUUUUAAUAUAUUAUUAGGAGAAUAGCUAGGGUUAAGGCCAAUGAGAGGAGAAAGGCUCUAGAAGAGAUUUUAUAUGCAUUAAUAAUUCAGAAAUUUAUGGAUGCAAAUGUUUCUUUGAUACCUAGAAUACUGUUGUCUGAUCCUUCUGGCCGAGUAGACACAUGGCCAGAUCAGGAGAAGAAGCUUGAGCAGCUCCACUCCCCAGAAGCCUAUGAGAUGAUCUAGAAUCAUCUGGCUCUUAUAUUGGGGAACAGAGUAGCAGAUUCUAGUACCAUUGCACAGAUAAGCAAGCUCAGGGUUGGACAGGUCUAUGCUGCGUCGGUGAUGUAUGGAUAUUUCCUCAAGUGGGUUGACCAAAGGUUCCAGCUUGAGAAGACAAUGAAGAUUCGUUCUAGCUUGAGAAGACAAUGAAGAUUCUUCCAUAUGCAUUAGAUGAGGAGAGUGACACUGAUAUGCAAAAGAUGCUCAGUGCAACAAAACAAUAGAACAGAAUAUACAGGACUUUCACUCAAGUCUCAGGAACUAACAGCUAUAUCUUUAGCUGUUAGACUAUACUGCAGUUUUGUCAUGGAGUAUGAUAUACACACAAUCCUUGAUUCAGCUACACUUGGGACAACCCUGUGGGUUAUUUAUAUGAUUUGUUUUAAACUAAAAUCUAAUUACAUGGAGGACAAAGAUAAUUUUGCCAUAUAUUAUGUGGUGAUACCUUGUGCUCUAUUAGAUCUACUUGUUCAUCCAUCAACAACACAUCAUCUUUUUAACAGGAUUGCUUGGGCCUUUUGUGUAUAUAUGGAAGUUGUUUCAGUAUUACCACAGCUGCGUGUCAUGCAGAACGCGAAGAUUGUUGAACCAUUCACAGUUCAUUAUGUAUUUGCAUUGGGAAUUGCAAGGUUCUUGAGCUGCGCUCAUUGGGUCCUCCAUGUUAUAAUUUAUGCAGUGCUGUAUUUAAAGCUGAGCAGAGCUUGGAUGUCUGUUGGAGUCAAUCAGGAGAAUAAAGCACAAAGAUUAUUAGAUAUCUUAAAAUGUGAUAGAAGUGGAAAGAAAGGAGGAUGUGUUAUAUUAUUUGACAAAUUGAUUUUUUUUUGAAGUCCUUGUAUUUUUUAUGUCA